UUUGUUCCUCAUUCUUAUAGCGUGAUGUGGUAACGUUGUAGUACCAAGUCUUUACAGCUGUGUUCAUAAGUAGAACCAGCAAAAAUUUUAUUUUAAAAUUCAGAAUGUGACAAAUAAAUAGUGAUUUAUUUAAAAAAUGAUUGAUGAGAGUGAGAGUCCAAGCUUAGAUUACAUUGAGGACCCGUAUUUUAAUCCACAAGCUAGUACUACGACGCCAAGUCUUGAUGACCUGGAUGAUACAGACUCUCUAGAUGAUUAUGAUCUGUUAGAAAACGAACUUGAUAUAUUUGAUUUGAGACAGCUGGAUUUUGAUGAAGUGACCAGCCACUAUUUACAUGAUGAUGAUGAAUCUAUAAAUGUAGAAGCAGAAUUUUUUAAUGUUAAGAGAGCAAAUGCUAUAAUAAGGGCAUUUUUCAGAAACAAACUUAAAAAACAAGUCAGGGUACGAUAUAGUGAUUUAACAAAGCCUUAUUUGGCUAAACUACCAAAAGACAAUAGCUUUAGGAAAUACUUAGAUAUUAGUUUAAGUCAAAGUGAGGAAGCAAUGGCUGCCGAUCACAUUGCUCCCGAUUUGUCGCAUCUCACUCCCGAGGAGAAGGAGCAACAGGAGAAAAUUUGGCGAGAAGAACUCGCCCAAAUCGAGGAAGAGAUCACCACCUUGAGAACCGUGUUGACUUCGAAAAUGCGACGAAGCGCCGAGCUGAAGAAAAACUUAGGCAUCACGUUUUUGAAAGAGGUAUCGGACGAUAUCAACCAGGGAAUCAAAAAUGUCAAAGAGAGCAACGUCUAUCAAACUGUUGAGAAUAAAGUAGAACAGGUUGCUAAGGCUGUUGCAGACGCUCCGCUAUACCAAAAAACUACAUCGAUCCUGGGAGGAAUUACUGGAAAUAUUUCGAAUAAAUUAGGACAAAUGCGGCACUCUGAAUCAUUCCGUUCAUUCGAAGAAAAAGUGGGAAGCGCAUACGAAAAUGUUAAGGGAAAAGUAAUUUCUCGUUCUGGUUCUCAGCAAAGUUUCAACGAAGACGGCCGAUCCAGGUCUGGAUCAGUAGCAACGAGUCCAUCCAUUCCAGAAGAAAAACCUAUUGCCUAAGCGGGGUACUAUUUAGUAAGUAAAAGUAUUUCUGGUUUUGGUCAUUUUCGCUGGAAUCAAUAAGUACAUAAUAAUAUUGAGGCAUUUAAUAGAAAACGAGUUAUAUUCUGAAAAAAUGUACCAAAACUUGAAUAAAUCAUUAUUUCAACUCAAUUUCUCAACCAAUGAGCGCCUUCAAAACUUUCUUAGAAACUAUUUGUCGCUAGUUUUCAUUAGUGUCAAAGCAGUUUAAUAUAUUUUAAUGGUGAAUAUGAAAUAAUCUUGGUAGUACUUAGUACUGUAACUAUUAUUUUACCAUUUAAUGAUUUAAGAUUAUAUAAAACAGUAAAAUAGAUUUUUUUACACUAAAUUAAGAACCUUGCCACAUGUUUAUUGAUAUUUAUUUUGUGUUUGUACACAAUCCAAAUUUUUAAAUUGGAAAAAAAGUAUUUGUAUGUUUCAUAUCAAUGAUUGAAUGAAGUAAGAAAAAAGGCUUCAGUACUUAUCUUUACCUGUUUAGAAUUCAAGAUAAGUAUGUGUUAUUACAGAUACAUCUUUGCUGAUGCCUUUUUUUAGAAAGUCUAAAUAUGUCUCAUUAAUUUUUGUCACCUACUAUAUAUGAAAUACUGGACUUAUUUAAGAUAAUCAAUAUAAAUGUAUUAAUAUGUGCUUUACAAAUAAAGUUUUAUAAUCUAUUUAUGUGGCUUGAGGUGGUAAAAUUAAUGAAGACAAAAA
Sitophilus oryzae (rice weevil) is the source of this 1804-nucleotide messenger RNA. RefSeq names its product tumor protein D52. The transcript is spliced from 5 exons. The record is from RefSeq and is a predicted model, not a curated record. NCBI's taxonomy places the organism in Eukaryota, Metazoa, Arthropoda, Insecta, Coleoptera, Curculionidae. Gene Ontology annotation, cellular component: cytoplasm. The coding region runs from base 137 to 1090 and encodes 317 amino acids.